This is a messenger RNA of Gavia stellata (red-throated loon), 1430 nucleotides long. RefSeq names its product serine/threonine-protein kinase pim-1-like. NCBI's taxonomy places the organism in Eukaryota, Metazoa, Chordata, Aves, Gaviiformes, Gaviidae. Gene Ontology annotation, biological process: negative regulation of apoptotic process; protein autophosphorylation. The record is from RefSeq and is a predicted model, not a curated record. Gene Ontology annotation, molecular function: ATP binding; protein serine/threonine kinase activity. The transcript is spliced from 7 exons. The coding region runs from base 1 to 1119 and encodes 372 amino acids. Gene Ontology annotation, cellular component: cytoplasm.
AUGCGGCGGCGACGGCCCCGAGGGCCCGAUCCCGGGCUGGCGGCCGGGCCGGGCCGAGCGUCCCGUAUCCCCGCGACGCCGCGCGGCCCGACCGCCGGAACCGAGCCACCGGUGCCCGCUCGGGCGAGGGAGGGGCCGGGACGGGCCCCGGCCCCGAAAGCGGGCGAGGGAGCCGGGGUGCUGCUCUCGCGACGGGACUCGCUGGCCCGUCUAGGUUCCGGGAGCGGCGGGGAGCUGCACAGCGCUCAGCUCCGACCCGCGAAGGAGAAGGAGCCGCUGGAGCAGCUGUACGAGGUGGGCCCGCUGCUGGGGAGCGGUGGCUUCGGCUCGGUUUAUUCCGGUAUCCGCCUCUCCGACAGCACACCGGUGGCCAUCAAGCACGUGGCACGGGAGCGCAUCUCCGAGUGGGGCGAGCUGCCCUGCGGCACCCGUGUGCCGAUGGAGAUCGUGCUGAUGACCACGGUGGGCUCCGGCUGCAGCAACGUCAUCCAGCUGCUGGAAUGGUUUGAGCUGCCAGACAGCUUCGUGCUGGUGCUGGAGCGUCCGGAGCUGUCGCAGGACCUCUUCGAUUUCAUCACGGAGAGGGGUUCCUUGUCGGAGGAGCUGGCGCGAGGCCUUUUCCGGCAGGUGCUGGAGGCUGUGCGGCACUGCCACAGCUGCGGGGUCCUGCACCGCGACAUCAAGGAUGAGAACAUCAUCCUUGACCUCGCCACCGGUGAGCUCAAGCUCAUCGACUUUGGCUGCGGCACCUUCCUCAGGGACACGGUGUACACCCAGUUUGACGGAACGCGGGUGUACAGUCCGCCGGAGUGGGUCCGCUACCGCUGCUACCACGGCCGUUCGGCGACGAUCUGGUCCCUGGGCGUCCUGCUCUAUGACAUGGUCUGCGGGGACGUCCCCUUCAAGCAGGACGAGGACAUCAUCCGGGGCCAGCUCUUCUUCCGGCGGCGGGUCUCUCUGGAGUGCCAACACCUCAUCAGGUGGUGCCUGACCAUGCGCCCUGCAGACAGGCCUUCGCUGGAAGACCUUUUCAACCACCCGUGGCUGCAGGGCAUCCACCUGCCCCAGGAGAGUGCGGAGAUCCAGCUGCACAGUUUGAUCCAGGAGCCUGGCAAGUAAAAGGUCCAUGCGUCUCCUGGCUGUAAGAAGCAAAGACCACCAGGCUUCUUCCUCGUGACCGGAGCGCUGAGCGGGGAUCAUCAGAUGGGAACACCUUCAUCUUCUCCUGGAGCUGGCCUGGAGCCCCCAUCUUCCAGGCGCUGGUGGCCACCACCUAACCCGCCUGUCCUGGACUCCCAUCUGAACGACCCUGUCUCAUCUGCUGCUUUGCCAGUAGAUUUGUUUGGUUGGUUCUGUUUUGGGGGCUCCCAACCAUCUUCCUGACCUGCUGAUUUCGGGACCGCGAAAAUUAACUCGCUGGCCCAUCUACG